CGCGCGCGCCCAGCCCACCCCCCGCCGCCGCCGCCCGGACAAUAAACAGCCGCGCGCGGGGCGAUGCCCGAGCCGGUGCCACCGCCUUGAGCACCCCGCACCUGCGCUCCACCCGCGCCCCGCAGACGGAGACCUCCCCACCCGGACCUCGGCGGGGAGAUGGAGGUCCUGGUGGCAGAGACCACAACCCAGCAGGAGCGGCUGCAGGCCAUCGCGGAGAAGCGGCGGAGGCAGACAGAGAUCGAGAACAAGCGGCGGCAGCUGGACGAAGACCGGAGGCAGCUGCAGCACCUCAAGUCCAAGGCGCUCCGGGAACGCUGGUUACUAGAGGGGACGCCCCCUUCGGCCUCUGAUGGGGACUCGGACAUGCGUAAACAGAUGCAGGAGGAUGAGCAGAAGGCCCAGCUCCUGGAAGGUUCCAUCUGCAGGCUGGAGAAGGAGAUUGAAGUGCUGGAGAACGGAGACGUGGUCCCAGCCCCCACCCCCAAGGAGACCACAGCCACCCCCAGCCCCGCCAGGGCGACCCCCAGCCCCGCCCCGGAGACUGAGAAGGUGGUGAUGGUGAAUUCCCAGCAGACUCCUGCAGGCACGCCCAAAGAGACGCGCCUCUCCAGCACCCCCUCGAGGACGAGCCAAGGCUCCAACAGGAUGAAGGCAGCCAUGUACUCGGUGGAGAUCACGGUGGAGAAGGACAAAGUGACCGGGGAGACCCGGGUGCUGUCCAGCACGACUAUGCUCCCCCCAGACCCCCGUCCCCAGGGCAUCAAGGUGUAUGAGGACGAGACCAAAGUGGUCCACGCCGUGGACGGUGCCCUGGAGAACGGGAUCCAGCCCCUGAGCUCCUCCGAGGUGGACGAACUGAUCCACAAAGCCGACGAGGCGACGCUGAGUGAGACGGAGCCCCGGGAAUCCCGAGCCGAGACGGUGCGGACCACGCCGGCCCGGCGCGAGAUCACAGGGGUGCAAACCCAGCCUGGGGAGGCCACAUCGGGGCCCCCUGGUGUGCAGCCAGGCCAGGAGCCCCCCGUGACCAUGAUCUUCAUGGGCUACCAGAACGUGGAGGACGAGGCGGAGACCAAGAAGGUGCUAGGCCUGCAGGACACCAUCACGGCCGAGCUGGUGGUCAUCGAAGAGGGGGCGGCCGCUUCCAAGGAGGCCCCAGCACCGCCCAACGGCAGCGCCGCCGAGCCCCCCGCGCCUGCGGGGUCCAGAGAAGAGCAGCCAGUCGGGGCUGAUGCACCCGCAGGAGGCGGCGGGGGGGAGCCCCAGGACCUGGACGUGAAGAAGCAGCCGUGUAAAUGCUGCUCUGUGAUGUGAGGUGACGGCCUCGGUCCCGUCCUCCCGUCCAUCUGUCCGUCUGUCCAUCCGCUGACACCCACAAGCCUGUCACCCGCCCACCCCACCCGCCGCCACGGGACAAGCAACCUGGCUCCUUGAUCCGGAGGUUUGAGGGGUGGCUGGAAAGAGCGGGACAGGGGGAUCCCCAAAACGCUGGCACCACCCCACACACAAGCCUCUUCCGUCACCCCCCUUUUUCUGGUGCCAGGCAAAACCCGGUAGAAGACACCGCAGACCUGUUGGCCCCUGAGUUGAGGAUGACAUCAGCUUCCCACAAUCCCCCUAGCAAAUCCCCAAAUGUGGUUCACUGAGGUCCCCGCUGGUGGGAUGGGGCCGCACCCCCUCAUCCUUUUGAGGUUCCCCUGUGCCUUCCUGCCACCUCCAAUGUGGUCCCCGCGGGGACAACCCACCAGAGGGGGAUCGGGGAGGCCCAGGAUGCUGUGGGGGUCCCCAACCCUGGGCUGGCAUCUGGGGUUAGGGUUUGAUUGAUGGGGAGAUGCCUGUGGCUGAAAUUUGGGGCACCUUUUCACCCAGGAUUUAGCCCGAGGGCGAUGGAGUUGGAGAGUGGGGACUUGGGCUAUAUCCCCACUUGGUUGCCCUUGAGCUCUUUGGGGAUCAGCCAGGCAUCCGAGCUGUGCCCCCACCCCUAGAGAGGACACCCCAACUUCUUGUCCUGAGCUCCAACCACCAUCCCACUGGGCACUCUGUCCUCCUGGUGCUAAUUUGGGGACCCCUGGGUGGGGCUACACUGGCCCUUUUCCCAGCCUGUUUGGACCUGGGUCCCCCCCGCCCACACCCAAGUGGGGCCUCCCAAAACCUCUGUGGGUAGUUUCUGGGCAGCAUUGGGGGUGUUUAGUGUGGGGCAGGGAGGUGCCCCCAGGGUUGGAACUGGAGACCCCCAAUAGGCAGUCCAGCCCUGUAGAAGAAGCCUGUUCCUGCAGCUCUAGGGGAGCAGAGAUGCGUUGUGGGGGGCUCAGUCCUAGGGGCACCCCACCCUGGGCUGGGGGUAGGGGGUUUCCUGUCCCCCCCCUCUCACAGACGUGCUCUGCUGACUCCCGCCCCAGCGUGGUAAGGAGGUGAGGCUGCGUGGGCGAGGGUCUGGGCUGUGGCUGGACACCCCUUCACCCUCUGAGUCCUCCAGCUAGGAGAUCCCAAGCUCUGACCCUCAGCUUCCACCGCGUGCCCAGGCCCUGCCCCGCCCUUCCCCGCUCCCCCCAAAGAAAUAAACUUUGUUGACAGCC
Molecule: messenger RNA, 2579 nt
Organism: Suncus etruscus (white-toothed pygmy shrew)
Lineage: Eukaryota; Metazoa; Chordata; Mammalia; Eulipotyphla; Soricidae
Gene: PALM
Product: paralemmin
Exons: 9
Coding region: 160-1317 (385 amino acids)
Biological process (GO): positive regulation of filopodium assembly; regulation of cell shape; negative regulation of adenylate cyclase activity
Cellular component (GO): membrane
Source: RefSeq, a predicted model, not a curated record